UACUUAUUCGAAUUUUUCAUAUAAAAAGACUUACGAGUUCUUACUAAAUCAUUCAGUUCUGAUUAUUAUCACAAUCAUUAACUAACUAUCCAUAAAAUGAGAUUCACUUUAGUCUUCGUCCUUUUACUCGUCGUCAUCGUUGCCUGUACACAGGCUCAGAACUGUCGUGGCAAGCCAAGACGCCUCCAAUGUAGAGGUCCCAAAAAUGAAGGACGUGGAGGACGUGGUUGCAGCCGUAACGCAAACCGUAGUAUGUGGUACUACAACACACGUUCCAGAAGAUGUGAAGAAAUGCGUUACUUGGGCUGUGCAGGAAAUAACAAUCGGUUCUGUACUAGAAACGAAUGCCAACGCAGAUGUACUCGUAGCGGUUAAGGAUUGAGAAAAAAUGAAAAACUGAUUGUACAAAUUGCGACAAACUAAAAUUUAUAAAUAAAUA
Molecule: messenger RNA, 439 nt
Organism: Teleopsis dalmanni
Lineage: Eukaryota; Metazoa; Arthropoda; Insecta; Diptera; Diopsidae
Product: kunitz-type serine protease inhibitor A-like
Exons: 2
Coding region: 97-375 (92 amino acids)
Molecular function (GO): serine-type endopeptidase inhibitor activity
Source: RefSeq, a predicted model, not a curated record